Molecule: messenger RNA, 2027 nt
Organism: Anguilla rostrata (American eel)
Lineage: Eukaryota; Metazoa; Chordata; Actinopteri; Anguilliformes; Anguillidae
Gene: rnf168
Product: ring finger protein 168
Exons: 7
Coding region: 398-1906 (502 amino acids)
Biological process (GO): double-strand break repair; protein ubiquitination
Cellular component (GO): nucleus; site of double-strand break
Molecular function (GO): ubiquitin-protein transferase activity; nucleosome binding
Source: RefSeq, a predicted model, not a curated record
GGCUGAUCAUACGCAUGCGCAGUGUGUUCAAUCACGGUGUAGAAAAGGGUUCCCGGGAUUUCUUGUUUUUCGGUUGCAUACAACUUCUCAGUUCAAAAAUAAAAAAUAUAUAUACAGUAUAUUCUAUCAAAAUUGUAUGGUACUUUACGAAUCUAAUUUAUCGAAUGCUCAUCUCGUCGGUUACUAUGAUUCACUUGUUAGCUUGCAAGAUAGUGCUAACUUUUGAUUAGUGUAGCUAGCUAAGUUAACUUGCGUUGGUUGUUAGCCAGCUAGCUAAUGUAAAGGUGCGCGGGUCAUUGAAGACUACGAGGCCGAGGCGGCUUGAAGGUGUGUCGAGGCACGAGACUGGAGGAGACUCCGUCGGACGGACGUUAGGGGAGAGCGGGGGAGGAGGGCCAUGGCGCCGGUCUCUGAGACGGAAGUGGAUGUAGGGGAGGGGGGCAGCGCAGGGGGGCUGUCCCAAGCCGACUGCACGUGCCCCGUGUGCCUGGAGAUCUUCCUGGAGCCGGUGACGCUGCCUUGCUCCCACACCUUCUGCAAGCCGUGCUUCCUGGAGACGGUGGACAAGGCCAACCUGUGCUGCCCGCUGUGCCGCAGGCGGGUGUCCACCUGGGCGCGGCUGCACAGCCGCAACAAGACGCUGGUCAACGUGGAGCUGUGGCGACGCCUGCAGGAGGCCUUCCCCGCGCAGUGCCAGCGCAGGCUGAGCGGCCAGGACGCCGAGGACAUGGCCACAGUGGCCUGCAGGCCCAGGGUCAGCCUGCCGGGAGAGGUGCGCCAGGAGUACGAGGACCAGAUCACUAAGCUGGCGGAGGAGAAGCGUGCCCUGGAGGAGGCGGAGCGCAGGGCGAGCGAGGAGUACAUCCAGAGGCUCCUGGCCGAGGAGGAGGAGCGCCGGGCGGAGGAGCGCAGAGCGCUGGAGGAGAGGCAGCUGGAGGAGGACGAGAGGCUGGCCAGGCUGCUGAGCCAGGAGCUGAAUUCAACUCCGAUGUCAGAAUCGCAGAGGAAUGCACGGCCUUCAGAGAGCACCUCCACCAAGAAGAGGAGCAGCGCUGGAGACAUAGAGAGGUUUUUGUUGCCUCUUCCCCUGAGAUCCCCCACCAGCGCAGAGACCAGUCCCGGUUCUAGCCUUACAGCCAACAAGGAGAACAUCCUGAUGCUCCCGUCCUCAGUAGUCCCUGAAGAAAUGCCGAUGCCCACGCUGGACUUCUACGGGAAAGAGGCGAGCGUCAGGUCUCAGCCGGAGGGCACCGAGCCCCUCCCACCUGACGCAUGUUGCGCCCAGCUGGAGCAGGAUGCAGAUGGGCGGGGCUCCAGCGUCAGUCAGACGAGGGGCGGGGCCUCGGGGAAGAGGAAGUGCGGGGACGCGGACGCAGGCCGGGGCUGCGGCCUGGACAGCAAGCGCCCGCGCGGCCCUGCGAGCAGCCCGGCCGAGGCGCCGCUGGUCUGGGAGCUGGCGCGGGAGGAGGAGGACCUGUUCAGCCGCCGGCAGCAGGAGGAGAGCGACCGGCAGCUGGCCCUGCGGCUGCAGAAGCAGCUGGACCGGGAGGAGGCCCAGCGGGCCGUGGACCGCAGCAAGGGCUCCCCGGACCAGUACCAGCUGCGCGACAAGCCCGAGCCCGGCACCGCCCCUGGCCCCGCCCCCGGGCCCGCCCCCAGCGCCGCCACAGACGCCAGCCCGGCCGUGAGAGCCAGCAGGGGGCGCUCGAGUGCUGCCGUCACGCCGAAGGAGCAGAAGAACAGGGCGAGGCGACAGCUAGCCGGCGCUCCCAAAGAAAGGCAGGCUACCCGCAAGGACACCAGCGCCUCCACCUCUGACUCCGCCCCCUCCAGCACCAGCAGUGCCUUACAGAAGGGUGGCAAGCAGACCACCCUCACAGCCAUGUUCCCCAGCCUGGCCAGCUGAGCUCUCUGCUCCUGUCCUGCUCCUUCUCUUAUUGGACAGAGGCCCCUUCCCUGCAUGUUCUAUGGAGGUUUCAAUUCAUUAUUUGAGUUCCAAUUCAAUUCCCAAAUUUACUGACUUGACC